GCUUUCUCCAUGUCAUGAAUGAGUCGACGCCGCUGACUACGGAAACUCACGUAUGUGGCGAGACUAUUUCCAAACAUUACCAGCAGUCCUCCGUCCGAUCGAGCCCAUUUCAGGCCUCCCUUUGCGUGGAAAGACGAACCAGGAUCCAUCUCGGGCGCGAGCCAUCCACGCCACCCCUCCCACUCCCCCCGCGCCCACCUCGGGGAUGGCUCAUCGGGCCCCUUGGUCUGUGAGUCCCCAGAAUUCACCAUUCGUGACAUGGGGUUCGUUGAUGGGGUGUGGAGCUGGGGCAUAGGACAUCCAUUCCAUCCGUGGUACAACCUAUCGAGACACUUCACCUUAGGUAACCAAAAACCUUGGCCUCCCACCUGACACCAUCCACUUCCAGGGUCAUUGCAAUUAUGGCUUGAUGAUUCUCAAGUGAAACUUCAUUGCACCUAAUGUAUCAUCACUGCAAUCAACGCCAAAAUGUCCACUAAGCGCGACAUAUCACCAUCUGGAGAUGACCUGCAGACCUCCAAACCCAAGAGACCAAAAUUGUCCAAGGCGCAAUUGGAGAGGAAGCGAGAGUGUGAUCGUGAGGCACAACGACAGAUUCGUCUUAAAACCAAAAACCGAAUUGCUCACCUCGAGGGUCUUGUCAGAGCUCUACAACAAGGUCACAGCGAUCAAGGCCGCAUGAAUGAAUUGGUCGACAGGCUAAAUGAGAGCCAGCAGGAGAUCAAUAGACUACGAGAGAUCAUUCGUGGCGUCAACAAACUGGUAGAAGGUGUAGACCUGACUUCCUUGCUGGCCACCAAAAGCGACAAAGACUCGGACCAGCCCAAAUCCGACUCUCAUUCCGGUGACCGCGACGAUGACGACGAUAUGUGCCAUGUCAAGUUGCCUGAUUUGCCAACCACAUCGAAAGAGUCCUCUGUCCAGCUUGAGAACCCCUUCCACGAUGAGCAGACCAUGAUCCCGGUAGAACAAGACCAGACGCAUGUGAGAGCGUACUUCGAUUCCCCUCAAGCGAACUCGACCGGUAACAAAUCCUCACACUCGAGCCCGGAGCAGUGCGCUUUGCCUGAUCAAGUUGUCGUCGACACCGGAAAUGAUGCGUCACUGCCCAUCAUACAUGAGGAUGACUUCCCACUUGUUCAUUCCAAUCAAGAGCAAGCCGAAAUAACUCAAAAUAUCAAUAAAAUUGCAGUGCAGAUCAUUCAAGAUCGGAUGUUGGAUGGAAGACUGUGGUACCUUGCCGGCAGCCUGUUAAGCUUCAUCCUCACCAUGCCUCAGCAUCACCAGACACCCUUGGAGUACGAAGAAGAUAUUCCUGUCCGAGCCGUUCUUCAUGGCUGGGCAUCUGUGACCGCUCGGUACUACCUCGAUCCGGGUUGGCUGUGGCUUCGCCACCUCGACGAGUCCCUCUAUUCAGCCCUUGGUGUUCCAGAGCGUUUGGCAAUCAUGCGCGUGAUGCGGAUGCAAUAUCAGGCACAGGUCCGACCUUACCUAACGCCUGAUCUGGCUUUACCAGGCUUUAUGAUCGCGCGGCCCGCUCAGGCAUACCUCGAGCAUGAUCCGUUGGUCGAGCAUUUUGUCUGGCCGGGGAUCCGAGAGCAUAUUCUCUUUGCACCUCGCAAGUAUGCCACCAACCGUUUCAUGGACAGCUUUCGGAACUAUUGUCGCUUCGUUUGGAACCAUCACCCUGAAGACACCUUCGUCCGCAACGACCUGACGGGCAUGUACUCGUAUUCGCUCGAUUUUAUCACCAGACAGGCUGACCUCCGUUGCUGGAGCAUGAGGUCCGAGUUUUUCAAUCUCUUUCCCGAGUUGAGAAAUGAUAUUCCUUCUUUUGACGAGAGCUUUCCCAUAACCAACCUCGCCCUCUCGUUUGAAGCCCCCAAAUCCUCCAAGAAGCUGCUCUUGGAAGAGCCACAGGUGGCCCAAGACUGCGGUGACCAAGAUGAUAGAGACGACCGAGGAGCACGUUGUCGAACUCUCUCGCUUGCUAGCUUUUCGGGAAUCGAGGAUUAGGCGAAUAAUGCCACAGAGAGGGUUUCGGCAUCAACAGUGAUCCAUGACUGUGUUCGGACAUCGUCCGAAUCGACGCUGCUUGGUAGUCUGGCAGCACACCGAGUUGGUGAGAUUGGAAAAUAUCAAGUUGGGGAUGUGCUGUUGUUAUUUAUCGAUAAUGCAACCCAUGAGCACUCAUCGUUAUACUUUGAUUGGGAGUAAUGGAUCAUGACAGACGCAGCUUCUUCUGAGGAACCCUGGUCUCAUCUAACUGCAUCACUCCUCCUAUAACCAAGAUCUGAUCUGAGCAAAGAUUGACUCCUCUCCAUCUCUGACCUAUUGCUGAUGAGUCUCUCCGCCUCGAGUCAGGACAUGUGGGAUGCCGUUUAUUUAGCAAUACAAGAUUAAGGAGAAUGCCUUCGAUUACGAAUCUCACCUGAGGACCUGUGAUGUCCCAACCCAAAAACGCCAUCUGAGCCUGCAGUGCUUAAAGAGACACAGCGAGUCAGACAGAGGCUAUUCCCAAUAUGGACUGAUCUACACAUUCUAUAUCAAGCCCGACUCGUGCUUGAUGACUCGCACUUCAACAACUCUCUCGAAUCGACCUUGAUAUGAUCGUAUUAUGUGAGCAUCAUCAUGUCACACAGUCGACCGUCGAGUCAGUUGAUACCAUAUAAAGCCGAUGUUGGUGACUAUGGACAGAAGUUGACUGUGGGGCCGGACGAGCUCUGUUGACUCUGGAGAGGAAUUGUGGGGUAUGGAUCGAAGCAAGGCUAGCCAGAGACGUAUCUUAUCGUUCUCACCUCCAUACAGUCUCACUUGGACUCCGACAAUAGUCUUACUGGACUAUCGUCAUCAUAGCGAGGCGGCAUUGGAAAAUGCCGCUGCUCCUGUGCAAGACAUUGAGGAAAUUACUACGUUGAUGACAGAAUUUUGCAGAGCCUCUACCUGUUUGUCUCCAGAAAACCAGAGAUGGAUAUCCG
This is a messenger RNA of Exophiala mesophila, 2978 nucleotides long. RefSeq lists its product as uncharacterized. The coding region runs from base 469 to 2016 and encodes 515 amino acids. The transcript has 2 exons. Lineage: Eukaryota; Fungi; Ascomycota; Eurotiomycetes; Chaetothyriales; Herpotrichiellaceae. The record is from RefSeq and is a predicted model, not a curated record.